This is a messenger RNA of Micropterus salmoides (largemouth bass), 2097 nucleotides long. RefSeq names its product F-box-like/WD repeat-containing protein TBL1X. Gene Ontology annotation, biological process: regulation of transcription by RNA polymerase II. Lineage: Eukaryota; Metazoa; Chordata; Actinopteri; Centrarchiformes; Centrarchidae. The record is from RefSeq and is a predicted model, not a curated record. Gene Ontology annotation, molecular function: protein binding; transcription corepressor activity. Gene Ontology annotation, cellular component: histone deacetylase complex.
GUGGUAUUUUAAAAGGUUUACAUUGUGCGACCAAAUGUAUAUUCUGGGUCAAAUUUAAGCCACACUCAGUUCCAUUUUAGGUAACUUACACAUUUAGAUAUAGAAAACAUACAGUAACGUAGCUAUGUCGUAACGGUAAAUAACCGUAACAACAUGUUUAUCUGAUCAUGUAAGAUGGAUAUACUAUGCCUUUAAGAUAGCUAGCUAGUAGAUGUUUACAAACUGACAUUUGAGCAUGUAAUCUAGUCACUUAUGGCAGUGAGAUAUACACGAUUCAAACUAUGGCUGAAUCAAUUAAUUAAUCUAUAUAAUUGGCCGUGUUUUCUUUAUUCAGGUUUAAGGUCAGUUAGCCUUCACCCCCACCACCACUCUCUCCUAUUCGCUGUCUACGUCUCUCUCCCGCUGCCGAUCAGCGCUUGCUGCUGUGUCUACGUUCCUGUUGUCAGUGAACGGUGAAACUCCACAGAGUAGCCUGCAGCCUCAGCCACAGAAACUCGGGUUUAUUCCAACUUUACUGCCACUUGUGAGUGUGCCUGAACGAGUAACGCUUUGUUAGCACACCAAAUUAGCCGACAGUGAGUCACACAGCAAACGGUCGGAACUUGAAAUAUGACGAUAAGCAAAAUGGGUGGAAAGUCAUUGCUAGCUUGCUGAAGUUGGAGGUUCUCCUUGUGGAAGAGGAAGAGGUGGCGGCGGCGGCGGCAGACACCACGAGUUCACUCUCACAAUAAAAAGACUGCAGCCCAACCAGAAGCUUCAAAGGCGGGUUUUACUCAGCAGAGCGGUUCAAGAGAAAAUGGCUGCUGUUUCCAGGUCUUGUUUGCACAUCUGUCAGGAGGAGUGAGCCCAGCCUUCCAACAUACCUCCUCCCUUUCGUUGGGCUAAGAUGAGUAUUACCAGUGACGAAGUGAACUUUCUGGUCUACAGAUACCUCCAAGAAUCAGGUUUCUCCCACUCAGCAUUCACCUUUGGCAUCGAGAGCCACAUCAGCCAGUCUAACAUCAAUGGAACACUAGUGCCCCCUGCAGCCCUCAUCUCCAUCCUGCAGAAGGGGCUUCAGUACGUGGAGGCAGAAAUCAGCAUCAAUGAGGAUGGUACAGUUUUCGACGGUCGGCCAAUUGAGUCGCUGUCACUCAUUGACGCGGUGAUGCCAGACGUGGUGCAGACGCGGCAGCAGGCCUUCCGUGACAAGUUAGCUCAGCAGCAGGCGGCCUGUGCCAUGGCAGCGUCAACCUCUGGAAACCAAUCCAACGCACCAAAGAAUGGAGAAGCCACUGUCAAUGGGGAGGAGAAUGGCACUCACAACAUUAAUAACCACAGUGAGCCCAUGGAGAUGGACGUAGAUGUGGAGAUACCUGCCAGCAAAGCCACAGUGCUCCGAGGCCACGAGUCUGAAGUGUUCAUCUGUGCCUGGAACCCUGUCAGCGAUCUGCUGGCCUCAGGCUCGGGGGACUCCACCGCUAGGAUCUGGAACCUGAACGAGAAUAAUAACUCCAACUCCACCCAGCUGGUGCUGCGCCACUGUAUCCGAGAAGGUGGCCAGGACGUCCCCAGCAACAAAGACGUCACCUCACUAGACUGGAAUAGCGAAGGCACUCUCCUGGCAACGGGCUCGUAUGAUGGAUUUGCCAGGAUAUGGACAAAGGAUGGAAAUCUGGCAAGCACCUUGGGGCAGCACAAAGGGCCCAUAUUUGCACUCAAGUGGAACAAGAAGGGGAACUCUAUUCUCAGUGCUGGUGUAGAUAAGACAACAAUCAUUUGGGAUGCACACACAGGAGAAGCCAAGCAGCAGUUCCCUUUUCACUCAGCCCCAGCACUGGAUGUCGACUGGCAGAACAACACCACCUUUGCCUCCUGCAGCACAGACAUGUGCAUCCACGUAUGUCGCCUUGGCAGCGACCGGCCCCUCAAGACCUUCCAGGGCCACACGAAUGAAGUUAAUGCCAUCAAGUGGGAUCCAUCAGGUAUGCUGCUUGCCUCCUGCUCAGAUGACAUGACCUUAAAGAUUUGGAGUAUGAAGCAGGAGUCAUGUGUCCACGACCUCCAGGCUCAUAGCAAAGAGAUCUACACUAUCAAGUGGAGCCCCACAGGCCCCGG